Messenger RNA from Stylophora pistillata, 2204 nucleotides. RefSeq names its product maspardin-like. NCBI's taxonomy places the organism in Eukaryota, Metazoa, Cnidaria, Anthozoa, Scleractinia, Pocilloporidae. The record is from RefSeq and is a predicted model, not a curated record.
GGUAUUAUGGAUUGCAUUUCAUUCCAAUUUCCUCUCGAGCCUCUGUAACUUCUCUCAAAGAGCAUCCAUGGAGGAGUUUUGUACGUAAUUUGCCGCAAGCAUAAGGGUGAACAAAUUUAAUUGUUUCAGUGGGUUCUUCAGCUAUAAAAAACACACAGGGUACAUCUGGAUUUAAGUAGCGCUCAUCAAAAUGGCGGCUGGUGCGAGCGCAAUUACACGUUCUCAAGAGUACAUCAGCUUUCGUAGUUCUGUUCCUUUGAGACGGAUUGUGGUUGAUAUUGAUGAUGAAAAGGAGUGGUUGGUUUAUGAUGCUGGUCCUCGUGUUGUACAGUGUCCCCUCAUUUGUUUACCUCCUGCUAGUGGUACUGCUGACGUGUUUUUCAAACAAAUUCUUACUCUUUCAAGUCUUGGUUACAGAGUGAUAUCUGUUGAAUACCCUGUUUAUUGGACAUACCAUAAGGGAUUGUUAGGGUAUCUUGAAAAGUAAUUUUUUUUGAUAAUGACUGUGAUAAAUUUUCCUCUUUUUUAGGUCCAUAUAUUUGGGGCAUCUCUUGGAGGUUUCCUUGCACAGAAGUUUGCAGAAAUGACGUACAAAAGCCCAAGAGUACAUUCAUUGAUUCUGUGUAAUGCUUUUGCAGAUACAUCAGUUUUUCAACAAACUUCAUCUGCAUCUACCUUUUGGGUAAUGCCUGCUUUUGUAUUAAAGAAAAUGAUAAUGAACAAUUUCACAACACAAGAAGUUGAUGAGGACAUUGCAGACUCAAUAGACUUCAUGGUAGAGAGGCUGGAAAGUUUGGGAAGGAGUGAAUUGGCAUCAAGAUUGACACUUAACUGUUUAGACUCGUAUGUUGAGCCACAGAAACUGGCUGGAAUUCCUACAACUAUUAUUGAUGUUUUUGAUGAUUGUGCCCUCUCCCAGCCAGUAAAGGAGGAACUCUACAAGUGUUAUCCAGAUGCUAAGAGAGCUCAUUUAAAGAAGGGUGGCAACUUUCCAUAUCUUUGCAGGAGUGCUGAUGUUAAUCUCUACCUACAGAUUCAUCUCCGGCAAUUCAUGGGAAAACGAUUCAAUGCCAUGGAUCCUAAAUGUAUGACAGAAGAGGACAUGGUAUCAUGUGGUCUGUUGCCAUCAGCAGAUCCCCCUUCUGUGGUGUCCUCUGAUGAGGAGGACAAGUAAUAAAUAAAUAGUUUUGUAAUAAUAAUUAUUGAGAGUAAAUUAUAAGUUUGGCAAGAGAAGAGCAGCUUGUGAUUAGAUAAACAUUAUUUUGUGAUGCUGCUGAUUCAAAUGAAGGCUGCUGACUCCAGUUUUUGCAGAAGCAGUUGGCUUGCAUGAUGCAGAAUGCAAAAUUGUUGUUACAUGUAUCUGUGAGGUGAAUAGAAAGAUGCUAUUGGUGAAGCAACAGUUAACUUUGGCUUGAUGCAGUUAGGCAGCAAUUGAAUCAUACACAAAGAAACUCUUGAAAAAAGGGAAUAUUUCAGCAAGAAACAGGACAGGAAUCAACUUAAAGUCAUGUCAUCCUUGACUCUCAAACACUGAAUAGUGCUGCUUGAAGUGAGACAAGUAACACAUAGUUUGAACUGGUGAAACAGUAUUUAGAAAGGCUUUUCGAGUUAACAUACCUUAAAGAGGAUGUCAACCAACAGUUUUCUUCCUGAAUGAUUAAUGUAAAUCUACGCAAGUUUGUUUCAAAGUUUGUAACCGUGAGAUAUCACAACCUAGUUACUAAAGCUUAGAAUCUUCAAACAAUUUUAAACAAGAACACCAGCUUUCACUUGUGUAUUCUAAGUGAAGUUAGUCUUCCAGUCACCGUAGCCAAAGCUUUACGACUGAGGAAGCAGGUUGUUACAAUUAAGGGAACAGCUAAGAUAUGGAAAUUGUUUAACGAAAUGAGUGAAUCAAGAAGGAUUGCCAUGUCUGCCAUGGAAAUUCCAAAUUAGUUUCCUCCUGGAAGUGGCCAAACCCCCUUUUGGCCCUAUCGAUUUAGAUUUUAAUUUCCGUCAUACUUUCAUUAAAACAAAUGUUAUUUUCUUUCAAUAAGACAAAUGUUACGUAACGUGAGGCACUGCUCCCUUGGAGGUUUCUAUCACCUCUAGAUGGGCGGUAUGGCUCUCCUCUAAAAUUACGAAUACAAUAGGGCAAACCUUUAGAUUGUACUAUUGUGCUUGUUGGAUGUAUUUUCAAUAAAAGUAGUUCAGGAACAGUGCUA